Ipomoea nil (Japanese morning glory) is the source of this 3400-nucleotide messenger RNA. RefSeq lists its product as uncharacterized. NCBI's taxonomy places the organism in Eukaryota, Viridiplantae, Streptophyta, Magnoliopsida, Solanales, Convolvulaceae. Bases 247 to 2685 code for a protein of 812 amino acids. The transcript has 7 exons. The record is from RefSeq and is a predicted model, not a curated record.
UGCAAGCGGACCAGCAACGUACAACUAAACUAAACGUCGUCAAAAUCGAAGAACUUCACAAAAAGACUGAUAUAUAGAUAAUAGAUUAUAAACUGGGAGAAGAAAAAAAAACAGAAAUCGAAGUUUCCCACUGCUUUAGUUGCAGAACUUGGCUUGCUUUGUUAGAGAGUAGAAUCUUGUUGCCCCGCGAGAAAUUUUGUGGAGCUCAGCAUCGACAGUACUGCCGUGUAAGGUGGAAGUCACAAGAUGGCUAAGCAAUCUCAAACAGUUUUCCUUGAAGUAUGGCUGCAAAGCAUCAUUGGUGGGAGCAGCAGCAGUGUGAGCUCAAGACAGCCAUCUUUGACAUCUGCUCAAGCCAUAAUACAAGCAUGGGCAGAUUUGCGGGAUUCAGUUCAACAACAGGCCUUCAAUUCUCAUAACCUCCAAUCUUUGCAUACUCUUGUUACCUCUCAAAACUCACUGUAUAUUGCUGAUCCACAAGCAAAACUUCUACUCUCUCUUAUGUCCUCACCUAAAAUCUCCCUCCCACAGGAAUCUUAUUCUUUACUUCUGAAACUUCUGUAUAUCUGGAUUAGGAAAUCAUCCAGACCCUCUUCUCUUGUUGUUGAUUAUGCUGUUGAGGUUCUCUUGAACCUUUUCUCUGUACAUUUGCAUUCUGAAAAAAUCUCUGUUUUCUACUCUGAAGGUGUUCUUCUACUUGGUGCCCUUUCUUUUGUAACUUCAGCAUCAGAGAAAUCUAGAAAGGCCUGCCUAGAGAUGCUCUGCAUGCUACUUGAACAAGAUUUUAAAUUGAUCUGCAUGUCUGAAGGACUAAUUCCCAAUGUUCUUGCAGGAAUUGGUUAUGCUUUAUCUUGCCCUCUGAAUAUUUAUUUUGUUAGAAUUCUAGGCAUUCUAUUUGGAGUUUGGGACAAAACUGAUGUUCCUUUGUCUAGCAUUGAGAACGGACUUCUAGUACUACAUUUAACUGAGUGGGUCCUGUCAAAUUUAAUCAGUUCACACUCUUCAGAUCGCAUUGAUCUUUUCAAAAGAGAGAUAUUGGAGAGUCCACCACAGAACUAUGCAUCAUUUGCUGUUGUAAUGGCUGCAGCUGGAGUUCUAAGGACUAUCAAUAGAACCAAUGCAAAUUUGCUAUUGCACCUGAGAAUUCCUGCAGAGGAGCGAAUUGCAGUUGUUGCAGGAGACUUGAUUUCAAGAACUCGAGAUGCUAACUCUUCAAGUGUGAAGCUGAAAAACAGUUUUCUACUACAAUGUGUGUCAUUAGCAUUAUCCAAAUGUGGUACUGUUUCUCAUAGAGCUUCUCUUCUUUUCUGCCUUGCGGAAGCAUUACUGACUGAAAUCUUCCCAUUGCAAUGCAUCUACACUAGGAUCCUAGAGUCGCAUGCUGGGAAUUUGGUGGAAAUUGAGAUAAAUGUUCAGGAGCAUUUGCAUAGCACUAUAUUUAAAGAAGCAGGAAGUAUCACUGCUGUUUUCUGCAAUCAAUAUGUCUCAUCUGGUGAAGUAAACCGAAGUACUGUAGAGAAUCUUAUAUGGGAUUACUGUCAGGAUGUCUACUUGUGGUAUCGGCAGGUGGCUUUAAUGCUACAAUACAGGAAGGAUGGUUUAUCUGUUAAUCUAGAAAAAAUUGCUGAAUCUGCUUUCCUUAUGGUUGUGGUCUUUGCAUUGGCAGUAACAAAGCACAAGCUAGGAUCGGGUAUUGCCCAUGAAGAUCAAUUGAAACUUUCUGUACAGAUAUUAGUUUCUUUUUCUUGUAUGGAAUAUUUCCGACGGAUGCGUUUGCAGGAAUAUAUGGAUGUAAUUAGAGCAGUUAUUACUAGUGUACAGGAAAAUGAAUCAGCUUGUGUGUCAUUUGUGAAAUCAAUGCCAUCUUACGCCAAUUUGACAAACAAACCAGGGUCGUCCACUUUUCAAGAACUGAACUAUUCAUGGUCCACUGAUGAAGUGCAAACUGCUCGGAUGUUGUUUUAUUUGCGUGUUAUUCCAACUUGCAUUGAAUGUAUGCCAGCCUCCAUGUUUGGAACAGUGGUGGCACCAAUUAUGUUCUUAUAUAUGGGUCAUCCAACUCGGAAAGUAGCUAGAGCAUCGCACUCAGUAUUUGUGGCUUUCAUUUCAUCUGGAAAGGAUCCUAACCACGAUGAAAGAGUUACACUAAAGGAGAAACUUGUCUUUUAUUACGUGAAAAGAUCUUUGGAGGCAUAUCCAGAUAUUACACCUUUUGAGGGAGUUGCUUCUGGAGUUACUGCUCUUGUUAGACAUCUUCCUGCUGGAAGCCCGUCAAUAUUCUAUUGCAUCCAUAGUCUUGUUGAAAAAGUAAAUAGCCUCUGCUCUGUUAUCAAAAAUUGGGAAGGAGAAAUAGAGCCUACGAAGAAAAUGUUAGAGUUACUCUUGAGACUCCUUUCUCUUGUUGAUAUACAGGUUCUGCCUAGUUUGAUGAGGCUACUGGCCCAGAUGAUUGUUCAACUACCCACUGAUGGCCAGAAUAUGGUUCUUAAUGAUUUAUAUCAACAGAUUGCAGAGUUAGAUGAUGUUACAAGGAAACCAGCGUUAGUUUCAUGGGUACAGUCACUGUCUUAUCUUUGUUCUCAAGAUACUAGCAGGAGAGUUUCGAUUGAGGCAUCAGAAGUGCACACUGCUUCCAUUGGAAAUACAGACACGUUAAGCUUGAACAAAAUCAAUGCACGAUUGUGAUGGGCUUGUGAGUGAUGCAGCAAGGGCUACAAGAGUACAAGGAGAUCUGCUGCUUUUUGAACGCAUUCCCCAAAUUUGUGCUUAAUGCCAUGUCCUUGCAAGCCGGCCAUUGGAAUCAAUAUUAUAAGAAGUGUUCGCUACCAUCAUCUGGCUCGUCAUUCUUGCACCCGGCCAGUACCUAGCCUGGAAACUUCCAAGCCCGGCACUACAAGGUAUGAACUCCCAAGUGACUGCCUCAAAUCAAUUUCAGAAAUCAGAAUCCAUAAUCCUUGACAGUGUAAAAAAGAUUGGCUCAUCUGAGUAAGGCAUAUCCCUUGCUAUUGACCAAACACCUCAUGAACAGCUUUGGUGUGAGCAAGAGAACGGGGUGCUGUAGGGUGUAACACUGAAUCCUCAUUUAUCACUGCAUCUGGGUAUGGAAAUCAUGACAUCAUCUUUCUUUGUGAAUUUGUCCCUGGUUCAGUUUUCUCAAGCUAGGUUGUGCUUAAACUUCUUACAUCUAUGUAUGGACUAUGGACUACAAAGAAGUCCAUUGCUUUUCCAAGAUGGUUAUUGUGGUUCUGCUCUUACAAUGAACAACUGUUGCUUUACAUGCAUCAGAUAUAUUGUGUGUUUUUGUGUGUGUGUGUGUGUGUUUGUGUUUGGUAUUCAUGUAUAAGAACAGAAUCAGUAAUGAAUUAUGAAUGCCUUAAGAUUUUCCUUUACUGUCGUAAAA